Molecule: messenger RNA, 5134 nt
Organism: Lytechinus pictus (painted urchin)
Lineage: Eukaryota; Metazoa; Echinodermata; Echinoidea; Temnopleuroida; Toxopneustidae
Product: E3 ubiquitin-protein ligase MIB2-like
Exons: 22
Coding region: 426-3851 (1141 amino acids)
Biological process (GO): protein phosphorylation; protein ubiquitination
Cellular component (GO): cytoplasm
Molecular function (GO): zinc ion binding; ATP binding; protein binding
Source: RefSeq, a predicted model, not a curated record
UCUGAUCACGAUCCUGCAACAACAACUCGAUCAGGAAGCGAGUUACUUGAAAGACGUUUGUCUGGAGCUGGCUGGAGCAUAGACAGCUGGCAGCCGUCUGUUUCGAGGAGUUUUUCAACAUUUGUUUAUUUUUUUAAUUUCUAGUGGAGCCAACGUAGUUCAGCGUAACAACCAACAUAACAGAGACCGAAGCUUUUGGUCUAGCUGGAGCAGUGACUGGAAGUUGAGAUUCCCCUAAUUAUAAGUCAAAGAUACGAGUACCGUACCAUGAGUACGACAAUGGAUUCGUGAUCAUGUUUUUAUUCUGGCUGAGAGAGAGUAACGAAGGAUCUAAAACGUAUUUUCUGGAGUUUCUGCAAUAUAAGCUGGUCAUCUUAAACCCUUUGAACGAGUAGAACUCCCAGCAUCAUCAACGUCCAGCCGUGAUGUCCAUUGAACUGGGCACUCGUGUUGUGCGCGGUCCAGACUGGAAGUGGGAUGACCAGGACCGUGGGGAAGGCCACGUGGGAACCGUGGUCUAUAUCGGGAAGGGGGAUCCCGUCGAUCGUCCGGAGAAGACCGUGCUCGUCAUGUGGGACCUAGGAAGGAAGAAUAAUUACCGAGCUGGAUUCAACCGCGCUUUUGAUCUCAGGAUCUUUGACAAUGCACAGACAGGUGUUGUACAUCCCGAUGUGUCUUGCAUUGUUUGCAAUGAAAAGAUUCACGGCAUCAGAUGGAAAUGUAUCAAGUGUUUCAACUGUAACCUCUGCAUACUCUGUUUCAUGGGUGAUAAACAUGAUAUCAGUCAUCCCUUCCAAAGGUUUACCACCAAAGAUUCCGCUGGAAGAACUCUGUAUUGCAGAUAUGGAUGUAGGAAGGUGGAGGCAUUGGGCACCUUUCCCGGAGCCUCAGUCCAGAGAGGCAACGAUUGGAAGUACGGAGAUCAGGACGGAGGAGAUAGCAGUCGUCCUGGUACUAUGGUAGACAUACAAGGUUGGGGCGAUGAUGGGAACAGGGCGGGAGUGGGUGUAAAGUGGCCUGGCAAGAGUAAGCUCUAUCGAUACCGUCUCGGAUACGAAGGGAAGGUGGACGUCAAAUGCGUUCAGGAGGCACAGAAAGGAACGUACUAUCCCGAGCUGCUCCCGAACCUAGGUGAAACGGAGGACCUUCAAGUUGGUGAUACUGUUGUGAUUCAGUUGAGUAAAGAUACUCUAAAAUCACUUGGUGAUGCCAGCAUUGGGGUUUCCCAACAAAUACAGGAGGUUGCUGGUGAGAAGGGCGUUAUCAAGACAGUAACUAACAAGGGAGAGCUUGGCAUCCAGUACCUCGGCGGUCAGGUGUUCCAUGUCAAUCCUAUAGCAGUACAGAAGGUUUCGGCUUUCAAUGUCGGUGACCGAGUCCGGAUCAUCACCGACCAAUUGCAAGCCGAGAAUCUACAGAGGGGGCACGGAGGCUGGAACCAAUCCAUGAGAAAGAUUCUGGGUAGAGAGGCAUGUGUAGAACAGAUAUACAGUGAUGGCGACAUCAAGGUUAAGAUAGAAGCUACUUCUAUUAGGCUUCUAUUCCAUCCGGCAUGUUUGACGUUGGUAGAGCCAGGGCAACAUGAAGCUGUGUUUGAACAGGAGCCAGGAGAUGGGUUCCUAUCGCUGCUUGACCAGCAGAAAUCCAUGGGUGUUCAAAGUGACCAAGCUAAUAAGAGACGUUUUAGUAAAGCAGCGGCUAUGGGGCGUGUCAGUGAGGUCAAGAUCAUCCUAGAGAUGCAUCCUGAUAUGAUUGACUCAUUAUACUCGAAUCGCACAGCACUCCAAGUAGCGGCCCACCAAGGUCACCUGUCGACGGUGAAAGAACUGAUGAAGUAUAGACCUUCUUUGGAAGCAGUCGAUAACGAUGGAGAUACUGCUCUGCUUUAUGCUGUUUAUGGUGAUAAACCUGUCAUGGUGGAAUACUUGUUGGAUAAGGGUUGCUAUAUCAACGUCGUCAACAAGCAAAGGAGGAGCUGCCUCCACGUCGCGGCUCGUAGAGGUCAUGUCAGGUGUGUCGAGAUCCUCCUCAAGAGAGGAUGCCAAUGUAAUGCUCAGGAUAAAGCUGGAGACCUUGCUCUUCACGAUGCUAUCCAUAAAGACAAACGUGAAGUAAUAGACGUCCUUGUUCCAUGGCCGAAGUGUGAUCUUACCCUCCGCAACAAAAAGAAUUUAUCGGUACUACAUUAUGCUGCCCUCAGGGGCAACGACUAUGCUGCUGAACGUCUGGUCUCUCAUGCACCCCAUCUUCUUAAACUGAGAAGAGAUGGUGAAACUGCUCUUCACGUUGCCGCUAGCAACAACUUUGAGAAGGUCGCUCGAUGCCUAAUUGAGAAAGACCGAAGUAUACUCGAUGACCGCAAUUCACAACAGAAGACGCCACUGUCGAUCGCUGUGUCAGGGGGGCACGUGAGCAUAGUGAAACUGCUGGUUGAGGCGGGUGCUGAUGUCAAUGCCAGUGAUGCUGAUGGGGAUACUUGCCUGCAUAUAGCUGUGCUGAGAUACAAACACAACCCCUCUGAGAGUGAUGCCUCCGUAAUCCAGCCUUUAUGUAAAGGUGUCGAUGACUCCUUGCUGAAGAUACCUGGAGUACCAUUGAUUGUAUAUCUCAUCCAAAACGGCGCAAGGAUUGACAUUUAUAACCGGACUCACAAGAAACCCUUACAGUUGGUGGAGAACAGUGGAGUACUGAAGGCUCUCAAUGGCAUUGAAGGAAACCCAGUCAGCGUCCCAGCACCUGUAGAUGAAGUUGACGGCUUCCAGGUAGACAGUGCCAGCCGGGUUUUUAAUCUCAAGUCCAAGCAACCACCGACCCAAACAUCACCACCAGCAAGCUUGCAACAGCCACAGAGUCUAGACCAACAGCAACAGCCGCAGCAGCAACCACGGAGUCGACUGAAGUUGUCCAUGGGACAAGGGAAGCCACGUAGUCUCAAUCAAUUAAGAGAGAACUUACUGCCUAGGUCACCAAGGUCACCUCCUAUCUCUCAGCAGCCUCCGCAAUUCCCAAGAGCAUUUGAAGGUGUACACCGGAUCGAUGUGAAUGAGCUGGACCUCGGUGUUGAGAUCGGCGGAGGUUCUUUCGCUCGGGUCUAUAGAGGGCGCUGGAGGGGGACUACGGUCGCUAUUAAGAAGAUGAACAUAGCUGGCAGCAAACGAGCGGAGAUAGAAAAGGAGGUGGAUAUUCACAAACAAGCCAUGCAUCCAAACAUUGUGCAGUUGAUGGCUCUGGGUUACAGUGAUGUCUCCGCGUACCUUGUCAUGACGUUCAUCCACGGCUCAACGCUUCAUCAGUAUAUCUUCCCAGGAGAAAAAACAAAGAGCUCCACGCUGACGGUCCCACAGAAGAACGAGAUAUCAAAGGCUGUAUUAAGCGCUCUGACGUUCAUGCACGCCAGUGGUCUUCUUCAUCUUGACAUCAAACCAACCAACAUCUUGAUUGAGAAGGGGACGUUGAAGACCUACCUCUGUGACCUGGGUCUAUCCUACAUCAAACAAAGAGCUCACAUGUCUCUCUCAAGUCACCUUAGUAAAGCAAGAGGAACGCCCAUGUACAUGGCUCCGGAGAUGCAUGCCGAUCAUUCGUUGAAGGUGAGCAGUGCUCAGGAUGUCUGGUCGGUAGCCUGCACCUUCAUCGAACUUUACGGAGAGGUUCCGGUUUAUCCCCCCACCAUGACCAUGUGGGGGUUAGUGAGACGUUUCUUUUCUGGACGAAUCAUUCCCGAUUCCCUCGAGGAAGUCGGCAUGCCGCAGAAAGCCAUUAUCAAUCCGUGCUUCACCAAUAAGACCAGCGCUAGGCCAAUGACUAGUGAGCUGCUACGGAAAUUCGAGGAUCUUUGCGAAGAAUCGUAACGACGGUAGACGACUCUGGUCGUGCAGAGCUUUAGAACUGAAUACCACCAGAUGAUCCAUUCAUGGCUAUUUGUGGCUAUUUACGAACAAUGUGAUCGGUUCAUGGCUAUUUGUGGCUAUUUACAAACAAUGUGACCGGUUCAUGGCUGUUUGUGGCUAUGUAUGGCUAUUCAUGGCCAUUUAUGUGAUCCAUUAAUAGCCAUUUGCGGCUAUUUAUGAAAAACGUGAUCUAUUCAUGGCUAUUUUGGGCUAUUUCAUGAACGUUGCCAUCCAUUCAUGACUAUUGAUGAACAAUGAAGUGGAAUCAAUGGGAAAUAUCAUCAGGUCAAGAGUUAGAAAGCCGCUGCUCAAACCAGAGGAAUCCUGCCAAGAAUCCUGACGUCUUGAAACUCAUGACUUUGAUGCAGAGCUCUGAAGCUGAAUGCAACAUGGUAUAAUCAUGGAUCUCUGAGACAGACAUAAUAGGACAGUGUUUCAUUGACAUGAUUUCUAGGGAAAAGCAAAAUACUACUGAAAUAUGAAGACAUCUGCAAUGAAUCGUGUCGAUAGGAGACUGAAUCUGCUGAUGCAGAACACAAAAGCUGAAUGCCAUGUGGCAACGCAUUCAUGUGCUUCUGUGAAAGACCUGACAGGACAAUGUUUCAUUGACAUGAUUUGUAGGGAAUAGCGAAGUACUACUGAAAUAUGAAGACUUGUGCGAUGAAUCAUGUCGUCAGGAGACUGAAUGUGCCGAGGCAGAACACAAAAGCUGAAUGCCAUGUGGCAUCGCAUUCAUGUACUUCUGUGAAAGACCUGACAGGACAAGGACAAUGCUUCAUUGAUAUAUACAAUAUCUGGGGAAUAUUGAGAUGCUACUGAAAUAUUAAGACACAAAGAACCAUGCCAACAGGAGACCAGCAGGGCCCCAUCUUACAAAGAGUUAUGAUUGAUCUAAUCGUACACAACUAUGGAAAUCCAGCAACGUCAACAUCUAAAAUACAUGUUUCUUCAAAAUAUUUUCUAGUUUUGAGGUAUAUUCAUACAUUAACUGUUUUCUUGACAAUUCAGUAUGCUUCUCUUUGUUUUCAAAGGACAUUGUGAAAAUUUCAUAAAGAAAAAAUUAUGACACUGAUGGAUUUCCAUAGAGUUAUGAUUGAUUGGAUCAAUGGUAACUCUUUGUAAGAUGGGGCCCAGUUUAUCUGCUCCGAUUCCAAUUUUUCUGUCGCCAUGUGCCUCUGAGUGAUAUCUGUGAUCUAUGAAAGAAGGAACCCCAUAAUUUCCUUUUGAAGAUAUCCAUGACUGAA